AUGCACAGACAUGCUUCAUCCUACCUAAACGCUCUGAGAUGCACCUUUGAAAACCGCACAAUACAGCUCUCGGUUCGUACUGGAAGCUUUCUACAAAGUCGCAGUGUCUCGUCCAACGCUCGAACUCUUCCCAAAGUUGCACAGCCUUCAAUCUGGCAAUCACUUAUUCCCCGGACCCUUCGCAACAGAUCUGACACGGCUUCGGAGUCGAGUCAGAAAAGGGUAACGAAUCCAGCAACGUAUUUCAUCUGGAUUUACCUCCUCAUCGGCUCGCAGGCAAUCCGAAUCAUCCAACUCCAGACGGAAUUCAACACGUUCAUGCGGCGCGCCGAGCUCAAAAUUGAGAAGCUGCGCGAAGUCAUAGAAGCGCUGCAAAGGGGCGAAGAGAUCGACGUGGAGAAAGUCCUGGGAACUGGCGAUGAGAUUCAGGAGCGCGAAUGGGAAGAAGCGCUUAAAGAAAUCGAGAAUGAGGACAGAAUGUGGCAGACGAAUAAACAGAAGAGGAAGGAGGAGAGAGCAAGAGCUCGAGAAGAGGCAGCACGGGAAGCUACCAAAGACACAGCAAGCCCGGUCAACGAUGCUAUUGAACAGCAUGCCAAGGCUGAAGACGAAGCGCAAGAGGGACGAGAAAGAAGACCGAGACCACCAGGAUUCUACUGA
Endocarpon pusillum Z07020 is the source of this 660-nucleotide messenger RNA. RefSeq lists its product as uncharacterized. The record is from RefSeq and is a predicted model, not a curated record. Bases 1 to 660 code for a protein of 219 amino acids. Lineage: Eukaryota; Fungi; Ascomycota; Eurotiomycetes; Verrucariales; Verrucariaceae. The transcript has a single exon.